CUCCAAGUGUUCGCGUACGAAUAUAGUGGCUCCACCUAGCCGUCAACAUCGAGCAUCGUCCGAGUGGGUUAUCCCUUGUUCAUCGACAACAACGAGUACUCGUCUAACGAGCUGUCAUUUCACCGAGCUGACAAGGUGACGUGUCGUGGAUUAAUUUCCUUUUCCUGCCGCUGGAGGGACCAUGCCAGAGUAUAAAAGCACCUGCUACACGUGAACGCGACCUCUUGUUUCUACUUCUACUACUGCCCGGAAGAGUCGCCGAAAGUGCUGAAACUGACUACGUUAGAGUGAAUCGAAAUCAAACUUUGUGAAUUAUUAGUGUAAGAUUAAGAAAAAAUUGAAUUAACGAAAUUAAGAAGAAAUAAACUAGAUAAGUGUUGAAAUCGAAAUAAAUUAAAUUAGUGCAUAACCUAAACCUAAAGUGAACUCUAUAGACUGUAAAAAGUGGACUCAAUAAAGAGAAUAAAGUGAGUGAAAUUAAAGAAAAACCGUUGCUCUCAGCUGAUACAUCGACAACUGGUCCUUCGAACCGGAUUUGGCCGACGAACUCCGGUCAUCUGGUGCCUAAAUCUUCUGUGAACACCCGAUUUGGAAGUACGACGUACCACGCUUCUGGAAGUUCUGGAACGUUCGAGAGGUUGCUGCGUUUCUAUAUCUUUCAAGGCAUUUCAUUGCCUUCUAAAAGGUAAUUAUAUUUCCUCUAAGUUACUUUUGUGCCCAUUUGUGCUGCGCGGUGCCUUCGAUUCCACAGAUCAAUCUCCACACCGUAACCCGAUGAAAUGUCUGCCGAACGAAAACUGAAGGCCCUUAAGGCACGCCUACGGAGCUUGCAGACAUCAUUCAGGCUCAUCAAAACCUUCGUCGAUGAAUAUGAAGAAGAAUUGCAUGCCUUGGAAGUUCCUGUGCGGUUGGAGAGCUUGAUAAGGUUGUGGGCUGACUACUGUACGGUUCAGUCCGAGCUGGAGACAUUGGACGACGCCGGCUUAGAAGAGUAUUUGAAGGAACGGGCCAUGUACGAGUCAGCUUACUACAAGGUGAAGGGGUUUCUUCUCUCGGUUAAUAAAUCGGCACCUUUGUCACCGACAUGCGCUUCUCCGACUUCUCACACCCACGCACAUGGCCUUACGUCGUCGUCACAUGUUCGCCUACCCGACAUAAAAUUGCCAGUAUUCAGUGGAAAUUUGGAUCAUUGGCUCAACUUCCACGAUUUGUAUAUGUCUUUGGUUCACUCUUCAACGGAAUUAUCAAACAUACAAAAGUUUUAUUAUCUUCGUGCGUCUCUUUCUGGCGACGCCCUGAAAUUGGUACAAACGAUCCCUAUCACUGCUGCUAAUUAUCAUGUGGCAUGGAGUUUGCUCGAGGAUCACUUCCAAAAUAAGCCUCGCUUGAAACAGUCGUACCUGAACGCCCUAUUUGAGUCCGCAACCCUGAAACGAGAGUCUGCUCCUGAUCUCCAUGCCCUAGUAGAACGGUUUGAAUCUAACGUGAAAGUGCUCCAUCAGUUAGGCGAGAAAACCGAAUUUUGGGAUCUUAUUCUCAUUCGAAUGCUCAGCGUGCGACUAGACGCUACUACUCGCCGCGACUGGGAAGAAUAUUCUGCAACCAAGACCGAUGUUACGUUUAAGGACCUUACCAGCUUCAUUCAGCGCAGGGUAUCCGUCCUACAAACCCUUCAGGGAAAAGGCGUCGAAACUCCGCCCUCGUCCUCGUCGUCGUCGCUCGGUCCACCGAAAAAGUCCACCCAACGCUCUGCUGCGUGCCACAGUGCCACCCACGCAAACACCGACAGAAAGUGCCUCGUAUGCUCCGAGCAUCACCCACUCUAUAUGUGCCCCACGUUUUCCAAACUGGUAGUUGAAGAUAAGGAGAAGGAAAUUCGUCGUCUUCAAUUGUGUAGAAACUGUCUACGCAAGGGCCAUGUGGUACGAGAAUGUCCGUCUUCCAGUUCAUGUCGCAAAUGUAAACAUCGCCACCAUACUCAGCUUUGUCCCGGAGAGCUGGUGACUACCACAACCAACAGUCCUUCAACUACUUCGAAAUCAGCAGCAGCGCAUACCCCGGAGGAACAGCCACGGACAUCUGCUUCAGUGACCGUUACCGAGAUGCCCACCUACGCCGCAUCGCAGAAACGACAAACCACAGUUCUUCUGGCCACUGCUGUAGUCCUCUUCGUUGAUGACAACGGCACUGAGCAUGCCGUAAGAGCACUUUUGGACUCGGGUAGCGAGUGCUGUUUUGUUUCCGAAAGAUUCCUCCAAUCUGUUAGCAUUUGCCGGAAAAAAGUGUCCAUCCCCAUCUCGGGCAUCGGUCAGUCGACGGUCAACGCUAAAUUUACUGUGCUGUCCCACAUACGAUCCAGGGUCUGCAACUAUUCCACCACCGUUGAAUGUUUGGUUCUACCCAAGUUGACUAUGGACUUACCAUCCGCCUCCAUCGAAGCUACUACAUGGAACAUCCCACCUGGUGUACAACUGGCGGACCCAACUUUCCACAAGCGCAACGUAAUCGACCUAGUUCUAGGAGCAGACGUCUUCUACGACAUCUUUAACGUAUCGGGUCGAAUUCACAUAGGCGAUGCACUUCCACCUCUUAUCAAUUCCACGUUUGGCUGGGUAGUUUCCGGAAGGACCCCCUGUCCUGCCACGAGAAGGCCGCUCAUCGCUAAUGUGGCCACGAUCACCGAAUUGACUGAAAUGAUGGAAAGAUUCUGGACACUUGAAGAAAAGGUAUCGUCAUCAUGUCACUCCAUCGAAGAAGCAGCAUGCGAAUCACACUUUCAACAAACGGUAUCACGAGAUGACCAAGGCCGAUACAUCGUUCGCCUUCCGAUAAAGCCUGAUGUCCUCACUCUACUCGGCGACAACCGUCGCACCGCUGUACGACGAUUUCGGAUGGUGGAACAACGUAUUGCUCAAAGCCCUCAGUUGUUUCAGCAGUAUAUCAACUUCAUGGAUGAGUAUAGUUCCCUAGGACAUAUGCGAAAAGUUAACGACUACGAAACACCGCCUAAUCCGAACUAUCAUCUGCCACAUCAUGCCGUGCUCCGCGAGGAAAGCACGACAACAAAGGUCCGCGUUGUUUUUGAUGCGUCUUGUAAGACCAGCCGAGGACCGUCGUUAAAUGACGCACUCAUGGUGGGACCGAUCGUCCAGGAGGAACUGAGAUCGAUCAUCAUGCGCGCAAGAACUCAUCCAAUCAUGCUAAUAGCUGAUAUAAAACAGAUGUUUCGUCAGAUUUUGGUUGAUGAAAGAGACACCCCGCUGCAACGAAUCGUAUGGCGAACUUCCCCGGACAAGCCUCUAGACACGUAUGAGCUUAAGACGGUCACCUAUGGGACAGCUUGUGCUCCCUUUCUGGCCACAAGAGUCCUGCACAAACUGGCUGAAGAUGAACAGGAUGGAUUCCCAGCGGCUGCGGAAGUACUACGAAAGGACUUCUAUGUUGACGACCUUUUUUCCGGGGCGGACAGCGUACAGGAUGCCAUUGAACUACGAGAACAGCUCGACAUGCUUUUGUCAAAGGGAGGAUUUGUUCUACGCAAAUGGGCCUCCAACAUUCCAGCAGUUCUUGAUGGCGUUUCUCCCGAUAAUCGAGCCCUACAAUCUUGCGUAGACUUCGAUUUUGACCAAUGCAUCAAAACCUUAGGACUGUAUUGGGAACCCUCCACCGAUUACCUCCGCUAUCGUAUCAGCUUUCCUCCUGUUUCUCCAGACUGUGCUAUCUCCAAGCGAUCUGUUCUCUCUAACAUCGCAAGACUUUUUGACCCGAUUGGCUUGGUUGGCCCAGUUGUUACCGUUGCCAAACUGUUCAUGCAAGAGCUGUGGUUGUUGAAGCAUGAGGAUGGAGAAACUUGGGGCUGGGAUGAAGAAUUACCUGCCGCAAUCAAGGAGCGUUGGCGAGCCUACUGUGAGCAACUACCAAGACUGAAUGAAUUGAGAAUAGAGCGAUGGGUUCUCUGCCCUACACCGACCUCGAUUCAACUUCACUUUUUUUCGGACGCCUCAAAACUUGCAUACGGUGCAUGCUGCUAUCUUCGCUCUUCUAAUUGCAACGGAACCAUCAAAGUCACACUGCUAACGGCUCGAUCCAGAGUUGCCCCUCUAAAGCAGCAAAGCAUCCCCCGCCUGGAGUUAUGUGGAGCUCUUUUGGCAACGGAACUUUUUCAGAAGGUAGCUGCAUCACUGAACAACUUCCAAGAAAUCUUCUUUUGGGUCGAUUCAACAAUCGUCCUGUGCUGGCUGAAAGCCGAACCCACAACCUGGACCACAUUUGUCGCCAACCGGGUUUCAAAAAUUCAACAGGCAACGCAGCGUGGUACUUGGAAUCAUGUUGCCGGCCAAUUCAACCCAGCGGACUGUAUUUCCAGAGGUACAUCGGCUGAAACUAUACUCGAGGAUGACCUGUGGUGGCACGGGCCAUCAUGGCUACACCUCGAGCCUGCGUUGUGGCCCAACCAACCUACCAUGUCGGGCAAAAUUGUGCUCCCUGAAACUCGUCACCUGCCGAUAUCUGCCACUACUGCAACUGUGGAGCCUUCGUUCAUUGACGAUCUAGUGAGCAAAUUUUCGAACUACAGUAAACUUCUGCGUGUCGUCGCCUACUGUCGCCGGUUUCUACAAAAUGUCAAGGCAACGUCUCUGGUAUCCCCUUACAUCAACACAACGGAGCUCCAGGAUGCCGAAGCUGUCAUCGUUCGGCUGGUUCAGCAGCAAUUCUACAAGGAAGAAUGGCAAGCAUUAGAAAAAUCACAGCCAAUUUCGUCCAAAUCAAAACUUCGCUGGUUCCAUCCAUUUCUCUCCACGGAUCGGGUGAUGAGAAUCGGAGGUCGUAUACAUCAAGCAUCUCAACCAUUCGACAGUAAACACCAAAUUAUUCUGCCUGGAAAACAUGCCCUGUCUACUCUCUUGCUUCGUUCGCUACAUCUAAAACAUCUGCACGCCGCCCCUCAGCUCCUACUAAACAUACUACGCCUGCGAUACUGGAUCGCAGGGGCUAGAUCUCUGGCAAAAAAUAUCGUACACAACUGUGUAACCUGUACAAGAGCUCGACCGAAGUUACUGCAGCAAUUUAUGUCGGAGUUACCCGCUUCACGAGUAGUAGCGAGCAGACCAUUUUCCAUAACCGGUAUAGAUUACUGGGGUCCGAUUCUGCUGCAGCCUCCACAUCGUCGCGCCGCUCCCAGAAAGGCAUUCGUAGCGGUUUUUGUAUGCUUUUCCACUCGCGCAGUCCACCUAGAGCUGGUGGCCGAUUUGACUACAUCGAAGUUCCUACAAGCUCUAAGACGUUUCGUGUCACGACGGGGACUCUGCAACGAAAUCCAUUCCGACAACGGUCGGAAUUUUAUCGGCGCAGCUAACGAGCUACGUCAGCUAAUUCGAAAUAAGGAUCACCACAGAGCACUAGCAGAAGAAUGCGCGAGCAACGGGAUUCGCUGGCGUUUCAACCCCCCCAAAGCAUCGAAUUUCGGUGGCCUAUGGGAGGCUGCUAUACAAUCCGCACAGAAGCACUUCGUGAGAGUUCUUGGCACAAGCACACUUGCUCCCGACGACAUGGAGACGUUUUUGUCGCAAAUAGAAUGUUGCCUAAAUUCGCGCCCCAUCGUACCGCUGACUGAUGAUCCGACAGAUUUCGAAGUGCUCACCCCGGGGCACUUCCUGGUCGGGUCCGCACUGAAGGCCGUCCCAGAUGCAGAUGUAUCCGAGAUAGCUUGCAAUCGGUUAACCAAGUGGCAGCAAGUCCAGAAAAAGCUGCAAAUCAUUUGGAAGAGAUGGCAUAUGGAAUAUUUAUCCACUCUGCAGCCAAGAACAAAGUGGUUGAAUCCGCCUAUCGCACUGCAGAAGGGCCAGCUGGUCCUGUUGAUGGACGAAAAAUCUCCUCCAAUGGUUUGGCCUACAGCGAGAAUUGAGGAACUACAUCCUGGUUCCGACGGGAAUACUCGCGUAGUUACUCUUCGUACCGCACACGGCUGCUACACUCGUCCCGUCAACAAGAUUUGUUUAUUGCCGAUUCCGCUAUCCAACGAAGAAACACCAGAGCAAAACACCAAACAUCGAGAGACGAAAUAGCAUCAACCUUCGAGUCAUCGCUUCAACCAAUUACGUCACCGAUGCGUUCCAGUUCCAAUGUGAGCCACCUACAAAUAAAAAUACAACGCCCUAAUGAAUUAGGGAGAAGUGAAUUUUCUGCACAUCCUUCAACCGUGCGACCAACCGGAGGAGUAAACAACAAUCGAUUAUGGAAACGUCACAC
Messenger RNA from Aedes albopictus (Asian tiger mosquito), 6249 nucleotides. RefSeq lists its product as uncharacterized. Gene Ontology annotation, molecular function: nucleic acid binding; zinc ion binding. The coding region runs from base 780 to 6065 and encodes 1761 amino acids. NCBI's taxonomy places the organism in Eukaryota, Metazoa, Arthropoda, Insecta, Diptera, Culicidae. Gene Ontology annotation, biological process: DNA integration. The record is from RefSeq and is a predicted model, not a curated record. The transcript has 2 exons.